Messenger RNA from Corylus avellana, 2884 nucleotides. The record is from RefSeq and is a predicted model, not a curated record. Lineage: Eukaryota; Viridiplantae; Streptophyta; Magnoliopsida; Fagales; Betulaceae.
AUGGUAGGGAUCAUCGGAACUGGUGGAAUUGGUAAGACAACUAUUGCCAAAGCUAUCUACAACUCAAUUGCUUCUCAGUUUGAAGGUAGUUGUUUUCUUGAAAAUAUUAGAGAAACUUCUGGCCAAAAGGGCCUGGUCCAUUUGCAAAAUAAACUCCUUUCUAAGAUCCUAGGAGGUUCAAGUUUAAUGGUCGACAAUGUUGAUCAAGGCAUUACUUUGAUAAAGAAGAGGCUUCGCCUAAUAAGGGUACUUUUAGUUCUUGAUGAUGUGGAUCAGUCGGUCCAAUUAGAAAAGUUAGUUGGAAAAGGUCAUUGGUUUGGCUUAGGAAGUAGAAUCAUUCUAACAACAAGAGAUGAAAAUUUACUUGGUGCACAUGGAGUUUAUUUACCAUACCGGAUGAAUGUGUUGGAUUACAAUGAAGCUCUUCAACUCUUUAGUUGGAAUGCCUUCAAAAGUGAAAAACCUCACAACGAUUUUGUAGAACUCACAGAACAUGUAAUAGGUUAUGCCGGGGGCCUUCCACUGGCCUUAGUAGUGCUGGGUUCAGAUCUAUUUGGAGAAAAAGUAGGUUAUGUUAGAAAAAUACUAGACAAGUGUGGUUUCUUCCCAGAUUACGGUAUAAAAGUGCUUGUGGAUAAGUCUCUCAUAUCUAUUGAUAAGGACUUCGAGACAUUAAUUAUGCAUGACUUGCUACAAGAAGUGGGUAGAGAAAUUGUUCGACAAGAAUCACCCAAAGAACCUGGCAAGCGUAGUAGGUUGUGGUUUCAUGAAGAUGUUCGUCAUGUCCUAGAAGGAAAUACGGGAUCAAAUAAAGUUGAGGGCAUAUUAAUAGAUUUGCCUAAACAAGACUUGAUACACUUGAGCUUCAAAGCUUUCAAGAAGAUGAAAAGGCUCAGACUAUUUAUAAGCCGUAAUGCACGCUUUUCUCAAGAGCCUAAUUUUCUUUCUGAUGAGUUAAGAUUGCUUGAUUGGCCUGAAUAUCCUGGAGAAUCUUUUCCAUCAAAUUUUUCUGGAAGAAACCUUGUUGAGUUAAGUAUGCCUCGUAGUCACCUGAAGGAGUUGGAGGGUGUCCAGAAUUUCCAAAACAUGACAUAUAUGGAUUUCACUGAUUGCAAGUUCCUAAGAAAAAUUCCUAAUGUUUCAAGGAUUCCAAAUUUAGAGAAAAUGACUCUUGAUGGUUGCAAAAAUUUAGUUGAAGUUCAUCAUUCUGUUGGAUUCCUUGAUAAGCUCGUUGUUUUGAGUCUUAGAAAAUGCUCUAAUCUUACAAGUUUUCCAAGAAGCCUCAAGAUGAGAUCUCUCAAAUUUCUUUUCCUUUCGGGUUGCUCAAGGCUUAAAACCUUCCCUGAAAUUGAGUGUCAAAUGGAAUGUUUAGACUCCGUUGACUUUCGAGAUACUGAUAUAGAGGAAUUGCCUUCAUCCAUUGGAAACCUUGUCGGGGUUAGUUACUUAUAUCUGAGCGGUUGCACAAACCUUACAAAUCUUUCGAAUAGCAUUUAUCAAUUGCAAGAUUUAAAGUAUCUUUUUCUCGAUGGUUGUUCAAAAGUUAAGUUUUUAAAAAAGGUGGAGGAUAACAGACAAUCAAUGCCUUCUGUUGUAUCCGUAGAGGAAUCUGCAAUUUCUUCAAAGGUAGAAUUACUCCAAUUUUUGCCUUGGACGAAUGCAAGCAAUUCUAAUGAUGGUUUUUCUUCGAUAGCAUUUCCGAAACUUCGACAGUUGUAUCUUGGUAGUUGUGCCCUAUCGGAGUCAAAUUUCUUUAGAACAGUUGAUUGUGCCUCUGCGUUAAAUGUUUUAGAUCUAUCAGGUAGUGAUAUUGUUACCCUUCCUCCAUGCAUAAGAAGAUUUGUUGGAUUGAAGUCCCUUACUUUGAAAAAUUGCAAGCAACUUCGAGAAAUUCUAGGACUUCCACCAAAUGUAGAAUAUGUGAAUGCUAGCGGGUGUGUGUCAUUGGCAAUAUUUUUAGAAGAAUUUAGAAGAUCUCAAUUGUUUAAUACAUGGGACCCACUAGAGCCUAUUGGGGUUGGAAUGGGAUUUCCUGGAAACAAUGUCCAAACAGAAUCAGAUUUCUUGAUUCAACAUGAUUGCCCUUCUAGUUUGGAAUAUCUAUAUCUAUCAAGUAGCUCUAUUGUUAGCCUUCCUGCCUGGUUCAACAGAUUUGUUGGAUUGAAGCGCCUUGCCUUGAAUGAUUGCAAGCAACUUCGAGAAAUUUCAGAACUUCCACCAACAAUUGGAUGGAUUGACUUGUCCAAUUGCCAUGAACUACGAGAAACUAUGGGGAAUGAUCUGCAAAUUCGUUUAUUGAGUGAGGGACAUCUCGAGGACCAUAAAUUUAGUUGUAUAUUUCCAGGAAAUAAGAUUCCAGACUGGUUCAACCAUCGUAAAGAGGUUUUAAAAAGUAAUUCAUGUCAAAUAGAUAUUAAUGAGCAUGCACCUUUGGAUGAGGAGAUCACAAAAAUUGCUUUCUCUGCUGUUAUUGGAACAAAAGCAUAUAUCACUGAUGUACAAGAUGAAAUAAUAGAGGGUGGACAAGAUGAAGAUGAAGGUACUUUUGAAAUUAUCUUUGAAGUCACCAAUGAUGGUAUACCAAUAUAUUCUUUUGUGGAAGAUAUCUCCGGUCAAAUUCAGUCAGAUCAUGUAUGGUUGCACUAUGAUGUUCCAGAAUCUUAUGAGCUAAAGGGGGAUAAUCUUCAAGUUACAUUUAAGCUAAGAUGGUAUUCAACUUCCUAAGGGACGCCCUGAAAAUGAUGAUGAUAAUGACAACUUGAAAUUCAAUUGGUAAUUCAACUUUCUAAGGCACCCCGUAAUGCUUGUUAAUUUUGUUUUGAGUUUAUUCUUGAAUGUGGUGGCUUUAGAGGAAAAUAUUUGAAGAGAUUACAUGUUAUUUGAU